Messenger RNA from Andrographis paniculata, 1031 nucleotides. Its product is annotated as S-adenosylmethionine decarboxylase proenzyme-like. The coding region runs from base 259 to 912 and encodes 217 amino acids. NCBI's taxonomy places the organism in Eukaryota, Viridiplantae, Streptophyta, Magnoliopsida, Lamiales, Acanthaceae. Gene Ontology annotation, cellular component: cytosol. The transcript has 3 exons. Gene Ontology annotation, biological process: spermine biosynthetic process; spermidine biosynthetic process. The record is from RefSeq and is a predicted model, not a curated record. Gene Ontology annotation, molecular function: adenosylmethionine decarboxylase activity.
AACUGAAUGACAUAAUGGAAUUAAAGGGAGGGAAGAACGAGUCUAGUAGUAAAAACUUAUCAUAUGAAGCUCCUCUCGAAUACACAAUCGAAUAUGUUCGCCCGAACGGAGGAAUCAAGAAGUUCCGAUCUGCUCCAUACUCCAACUGUGCUCGGAAGCCAUCCUGAUAUUCGUCAAGCUCUGUGAUCAUAACCAGUUAUUCAGCUUUCAAACUCUGCUUUUGUAUUAUUUCCUCGCGCCUUUUCCUACUGAAUCAAAAUGGCUAUGGUGCCCUCGGCAAUCGGUUUUGAAGGUUAUGAGAAAAGACUUGAGAUAUCGUUUUUCAAUCCUGGAAUAUUUGCUGAUCCUGAGAACCGUGGCCACCGAGCUCUUUCUAAAGCGCAGUUGGAUGAAAUUCUGGCGCCAGCAGAAUGCACGAUUGUCGCAUCAUUAUGCAACGAUGAAGUUGACUCCUAUGUGCUGUCGGACUCUAGCCUUUUCGUGUACCCGUACAGGAUGAUCCUCAAAACUUGUGGGACUACUAAAUUACUGCUCUCGAUCCUGCCCGUCGUUAAUCUCGCUGGAACGAUCGGGCUCAUGGUGUGCUCUGUCAAAUACACUCGCGGAUGCUUUAUGUUCCCGGGCGCUCAGUCGUAUCCACAUCGAAGCUUUUCUGACGAAGUCGCUGUUCUCGAUCGCCAUUUCGCCAAACUUGGCCUCAUCAGCGAAGUUCACGUGAUGUGCGGCGACGACAGGCGUAAUAAAUGGCACGUCUACUCCGCCUGUGCUAAAUCGGAUAGCGUCGAGUCGCGUGUUUACACGUUGGAAAUGUGCAUGAUGCAUUUGGAUAAGAAUAAGGCAUCGGUGUUCUUCAAGAAUCGCUCGAGCUCCGCAAAUUGCGUGCCCCGGAUCUCGAAUCUGCAAUCCGUGUAAGCAGAAGCAUUGAAUGGGAGUUGAAAAAUGGAUCUGCGGCAGAAUUGUAUCUGAAAAAAACCUUUUCGACACUGCGAAAUAACCUAGUUGGGUGAGCUGGAAGCACUAUCUCCUCACAC